This is a messenger RNA of Daucus carota subsp. sativus, 1318 nucleotides long. RefSeq names its product epsin-3. The record is from RefSeq and is a predicted model, not a curated record. Gene Ontology annotation, molecular function: clathrin binding; phospholipid binding. Bases 157 to 1152 code for a protein of 331 amino acids. The transcript is spliced from 4 exons. Gene Ontology annotation, cellular component: clathrin vesicle coat; plasma membrane; endosome. Gene Ontology annotation, biological process: endocytosis. Lineage: Eukaryota; Viridiplantae; Streptophyta; Magnoliopsida; Apiales; Apiaceae.
GAUCUGUUUGGAAGGGGCUUUCUAAUUUGUAUUAAUUUCAAGCAUGGUUUCUCGACAUUGAUUAGCAUCACCUUGUAAUUUCAUGUCCUUGAACCAGUUGCUUGAGUUUAGUCUUAAAUUUCGAAAAAUCUCCCGUUCCCAAUAAUUUACCAGGGUAUGGCGAACCUACUUUUAGAUCACCUCAAGAAGCAGACAACAACUUUUCUUCAUGAAAAAUACAACAUUGCAAGGAUGACUUUUACUGAUGUUACCCCUGCAGAAGUCCUGACAGAGGAGGCGACGAAUAAUGAUCCAUGCAGCCCGGACGCCAGAACUAUGACAAGAAUAGCGAUGGCAUCGUUUCAUGUUGACAACAGUUGGAGAAUUGCUGAUGUCCUGCGUAAAAGGUUAUACAACUUUGACUGGAAGCAAUGGAGGCAAUCCUACAAAGCCUUAGUAUUGCUUGAGUUUUUACUCGCUCAUGGCCCUGACAAUCUUGCUAGAGAAUAUCUAGGUGACACAGAAAUUAUUCAAGAACUCUCAACAUUCAAAUAUAUAGAUGAAAAAGGGUUUGAUUGGGGACUUAUGAUGAGAAAGAGGUCAGAGAGAGUAUUAGAGCUACUAAAAGGAGGAGACAUGCUUAAACAAGAACGUCUGCACGCUCUUAAAAUAUCAAACCAAAUUCAAGGAUUUGGAAACAAAGCUCACUCUCCUUGUUCCUCUUCCUCGUCCUCAUCACCAUCCUCAUCACGCGUUUCCAUUUGUUCUUUUGGCUCGUUCUCAACCACAAGUUCAACAUGGAACGAAGCAGAUGAUUUCAGCAAUAUUGACCUACUAAAAGACAAGAUACCUGCCAAACCAAAGUCCGAAGCAUCACACUUGUGGGAUCCCUCCGCUCCUAUUGAAGAAAAGGAUUCCCUGCUCAGCCAAGACGACGAGGAAGAGGCAGAGGACGGGCUACACAACUGCAAUGACUUCGAGUGCAACGACAAUAAUAACCAGUAUGGUGAUCAAAUGCUGUCUGGUUUUUUGGGCGGAAUACGAUCAAAGCUAAGCACUGUCACUCCCUUAGGGAGAAGUGAUCACAGUGAGAGAGUUGCGUUUCGGUGUCUCUCUGAUGUUGGUAGGAACAAGGUGAAAAGGAUGGAAAGGAACCUCUCUACCAAGUAUUAACUAGAAAUGUUGCAUAGUAGAAUUCAAUGUAUGAGUUGUCUGAGAAUGAGAACAGAAUCUGGCGUAGAUGCAAGAUUUUGAGUCUUUACUUGUAGUUGUUAUCUCCUGCUACAUAGCAUACAAUUUAAAGAAGAAUGAGGAUUAAAUUGUUUACUUCAAUGCUUUU